Molecule: messenger RNA, 5159 nt
Organism: Thamnophis sirtalis
Lineage: Eukaryota; Metazoa; Chordata; Lepidosauria; Squamata; Natricidae
Source: RefSeq, a predicted model, not a curated record
UUGCUUGUUAUUGGGAAAACGACAGGAAGAAUAUUUACAGCAGCCCUUUAACGACCAUACUGUAAAUAUUUGUGCCUGGGUAGUUUGCUUUAAGACAGAAAUCCCAGCUCAGCACAUAAGGAUUCAGUCAGUUUUACUUCCAAGGAAAUGUGUGGAAAGUUGGCAGGCUAAACCACUGUCUCUUAUGGACAACCAGCACGAAACUAUUCCCAAUAACAGGACAACAGGAACAUUUUCUUCACUAUAAUUACAGAGAAUUGUUACCAAUGUUAAUGAAUAUUGAAUCUAGUAGUAGUAACAGCCUUGUCAAUGAAAUAUGUAUUAUGUGCAGCACUCUGCCCUUAAUUACAUAGCUUAAAAAGAAUAAUCUAUUUUUAAAUUAGACUUGGGGAAAUAUUACUACUUUGCACACAUAAAUUUAAAUAUUUUCCGAUCUAAAAACCAGAAGUCUGGUUGGAGCAAAAGCAUCCAUUUAUGGAUAACUAGACAAGAGGAAAGAAAGUCAUUUGGGGAAAUAUCCUAGGCCUAAGUGUUGAGCAGUAGUUAGGCAUUAAAGAAAGUCAACAUCUACUAGGAUCUGGAGAUAGUUAGAAUCUGCCAUUUUAAAAAGCGUGUGCAUAAGAGAGGUUUUUCAGCUAUGGGAUCUGCUUCAUCUUUGGUUAAUCCAAUGGUCACUGUUGGGGAGGUGAUUGAAGAUCCAUAUGAGGGAGGGGGUGGUGAGGCCUGCGAAAUUCCUGUUGAAGUAAAGCCCAAGGCCCGUCUUCUGCGUAGUUCUUUUCGACGGGUAGGUGCAUCCCGGCCUGGAGGCCUCAUUGGCGCAAGCUUCAAGUCUACUGCGUCUGUACAAGAGUUGGAAUGCAUGGCAGAGUAUGAACGCCUGAAAAAAGAAUACGAGAUAUUUCGCAUUAGCAAGAACAAUGAAGUGGCUGCCAUGAUGAAGAAAGAAGCCAAGCUGGACAAAGAAAACAAACGCUUGAGGGCAGAGCUUCAGGCACUUCAGAAAACAUAUCAGAAAAUCCUCAGAGAAAAGGAAAGUGCUGUAGAGUCCAAAUAUCAAGCUAUGGAAAGAGCAGCUACAUUUGAACAUGAUCGGGACAAAGUCAGGAGGCAGUUCAAAAUUUUCAGAGAAACCAAAGAAAAUGAAAUUCAGGAUCUACUGAGGGCCAAGCGAGAGCUUGAAGCAAAACUUCAGAGGUUGCAAGCUCAGGGUAUCCAAAUAGUUGAUCCUGAAGAAUCAGAUUCAGAUGACAGCUGUACAGAAAUUACUGCUGCUGGGACUCAGACAGAAUAUUGGAUGGGAGGAGCCUUGGCAAGUGAGCCUUCCAUGGGCAGCAUGAUGCAACUUCAGCAGUCUUUUAGAGGACCUGAGUUUGCGCAUAGUUCCAUAGAUGUGGAAGGGCCAUUUGCCAAUGUCAGUAGAGAUGAUUGGGAUGCAGCUGUUGCCAGUUUAUUGCAAGUCACUCCUUUGUUUUCCCACUCUUUAUGGAGUAACACAGUAAGAGUGUAUCUCAUUAACACUGAAGAGACUCAGUUGGAAGUAGACAUUUUCAUAAAGAAAUACUCUCCAAAACUUCAGAAAUAUUGUGAGGCGAUGGAGUAUUUUUUUCAAGUUGUCUAUUUUCCAGAAAAUGAGAGUUGUCUACAUGCUGUAAGAAAAUGGGAAAUUGAGAAAAGUUCUCUAACAAUUUUGUUUUUACAUUUAAAUCUGCCAAGGCAUCUACUAAAUGAGUGUGAAGAAGCAUUUUUGAAAAACCCUGAAGGGAAACCUCGGCUCAUUUACCACCGACUCGAAGAUGGUCAAGUCAGUUCAGAUUCUGUGCAGCAAUUAAUUGAGCAAGUUCGUUUUGUGAAUAAAGCAAAGAUCAUCAACCACAUGGGAGGAUUAGAGGAAGGAGCAUAUGAAGUAUAUAAUUAUGUGGAAAAGAUUAUAAAACAGGAUAUAUUGGUCUGUGAAGUUUCACAUAUAGAAAAGAAAAAUGUGACUGAUAAUGGUGACUCUUCAAUUCCUGAAGAGGAACUGUUUGGAGAUGUACUAUGGGAUGCACAUGAUGAACAAGAACAAAUGGAGGCUUUCCAGCAGGCAUCUAAUUCGACGUGUGAGCUAGGAUUUGACAAAUAUUAUGAAAGUCUGAAUGAUUUUGUGGCAGCCCCUGCACCAAUUCCACCUCUCCUUGUAACUGGACAGCCAGGCUCCGGAAAAUCUCUUCUUUUAUCAAAAUGGAUUCAAUUACAGCAGAAGCAUUCUCCAAAUACACUCAUUCUCUAUCAUUUUGUUGGGAAACCAAUGUCGAGCAGUUCGGAGCCUACACUGAUUCUUAAACGUCUCACUUUAAAACUUAUGCAAAAUUCCUGGUCAGUUUCACCUACCUUAUUGGAACCAGCUAAAUUAUUAGAAGAAUUUCCUCGUUGGCUAGAAAAACUUUCUGCUCGCCAGCAAGGCAACAUUAUAAUAAUUAUUGAUUCAGUUGAUCGGAUACAGCAAGCUGAAAAGCAUAUGAAGUGGCUGAUUGAUCCAUUGCCAGUGAAUGUAAGAGUUGUGGUAUCUGUGAAUGUUGAAAGUUGUCCACAAGCUUGGAGGCUGUGGCCUACCCUUCAUCUUGAACCAUUAACUGUCAGCUAUGUGAAAUAUCUGAUUAAUGAAGAAUGCAAAAGUGCAAGUCUGAAGCUGACCAAAGAACAGCACCAAAAGCACAGAAGAUAUUGAUGUACUUCUAGAGAAGUGUUUUGAGUGCCAGGAUGUCAUGGCUCUUUACCAGCUAGUUUUGAGAUCAUUUGAAGAAUCCUUGAAAAGUGAAAAGGAGAAAAGGCUCAUGAAAGAGAUUCUAUGCCUCAUCAGUGUUAGUCACAAUGGAAUCAGUGAAUCAGAACUCAUGGAACUCUGCCCUGAACUAUCAUGGGAAAUGCUUGCCUCCUUAAUUUACAGUAUGCACAAAAUGUGCAUUUUGACAUAUAGCUGUGGUUUGUUAAGUUUUCAGCAUCUUCAGGCUUGGGAUACAGUGAAAUUGGAAUAUAUAGGAGGAAGUCAGAAUGGUUUUGCCUCUCACAGAGAAAAAUUGAUAGACUAUUUUACCAGGCAACUGAGUGGAGAACGAAUGACAUGGAGGAGUGCAGAUGAAUUGCCCUGGUUGUUCCAGCAACAAGGGGAUAAGCAGAAGUUACAUAAAUGCUUAUUGAAUCUCUCUAUAUCUCAGAAUCUUUAUAAAAGGGGACAUUUUGCAGAACUACUCAGCUACUGGCAGCUUCUUGGAAAAGAUAAGAGCUCCAUGGCAGUAGAAUAUUUUAGUUCUCUAAAGUUAUAUGAGAAAAAUUGUGAAGGAGAAGAAAGCAUGAUCUGUUUGGCUGAUCUUUAUGAGACCCUGGGACAAUUUCUUAAAGACCUAGGUCUUCUCAGUCAGGCAAUUGCUCCAUUGCAGCGCUCACUGGAGAUUCGAGAGACUGCUCUUGAUCCAGAUCAUCCCAAAGUGGCCCAGUCACUUCAUCAAUUAGCUAGUGUUUAUGUGCAAUGGAAGAAAUAUGGCAAUGCUGAGCAGUUAUAUAAACAAGCACUUGAAAUCUCUGAAAAUGCUUAUGGAUCUGAUCAUCUCAGGAUAGCUCGUGAACUUGAUGCUCUGGCAACAUUAUAUCAGAAGCAGAACAAAUUUGAACAAGCUGAACAUCUUAGGAAGAAAUCCUUCAAAAUUCAGCAAAAAACUGCAAGACGGAAAGGCAGUCUGUAUGGAUUUGCUCUUCUUCGUCAACGAUCUUUGCAGUUGGAAGAGCUGACUUUAGGUAAAGAUACCUCAGAUAAUGCUCGAACACUUAAUGAGCUUGGAGUUCUCUACUAUCUUCAGAAUAAUCUAGAGACAGCAGAACUUUUCUUGAAACGCUCUUUGGAAAUGAGAGAACGGGUUCUUGGACCCAGUCACCCUGAUUGUGCUCAGUCACUGAACAAUUUAGCAGCACUCAACAAUGAAAAGAAGAACUAUUACAAGGCAGAGGAAUUGUAUGAGCGAGCAUUGAACAUCAGGAGAGGAGCAUUAGCAUCUGACCAUCCUUCUUUGGCUUACACUGUGAAACAUCUAGCUGUGCUUUACAAAAAGCUGGGAAAGCUUGACAGAGCUGUUCCUCUGUAUGAGCUUGCUGUUGAAAUCAGACAAAAAUCCUUUGGUCCAAAACAUCCAAGUGUGGCUACUGCUUUAGUAAAUCUGGCAGUUCUUUAUUGUCAAAUGAAAAAACAUCAGGAAGCAUUGCCUCUGUAUGAACGUGCACUGAAAAUUUAUGAAGACAGCUUUGGGCAUAUGCAUCCUCGUGUAGGGGAAACAUUAAAAAAUUUGGCUGUGCUAAGCUAUGAAGUGGGUGAGUUUGAGAAGGCUGCUGAGCUCUAUAAGAAAUCCAUGGAAAUUAAAGAAGAAGAGAUGUUGAUAAUGGGUGGAAAAGCUACUUCCCAUCACUCAUCAACUGGAGAUACACUCAGCAUUAAAAGUGCUUUUUCUCACAACAUGUAUUUUCAACAUGGACCAAGAUAAUGGAAGAAAUUGGUGUUUACAUGACUCCAACACAGUGCAGCUGUCAUAAUAAAUGCACGCAAGUUGCCAAGUGCCCAAAUUUUGAUCAUGUGGCCAGAGGGAUACUACAACAAUCGUCAAGUGUGAAAACUAUUAAUAAGUCACUUUUUUCAGCUUCGUUAUAACUUUGGUCUCUAAAUGAAUGUUUGUAAGUUGAGGACUACCUGUGAUUGAGAUAGAGAAUAGGAAAACUAGAUCUGAAUAGAAAUAUUUAAAAAUAAUAACACAAAUGCUUAAUUGCUAAAAAUACAGACUUUGGAAUGGGAAAAAAAACUUACGUUAAAUAUAUUCUGGUUUCAUUUGUGUCCAGUAAUAACUAUACUCUACAAUUUAGUACUAUACAGAUAUGAUUCUCCAUUUUCCCUGUAAUUCCUUAUGCUUUUCUAAGGACUGGGAAAUAACUAUUGUUGAUGUUCUUUAACUGUAUUCUAGUUCCCAAACAUGGGCUUGCUUUACUGAAAAAAGCCAAUUUCAAAUAUUGGUUUAGGAAAGUAAAGUUUCAAUAAACUAUAAUAAACAUCCACAGUAUACAGUUGCAUUUGCACUUUUUGUUGUAUUUAAUUGAAUGUUUUAUUUUUAUUUUCCAUGGGAUAAUAAGUUGUACAGUAUAUACAG